Messenger RNA from Acanthoscelides obtectus, 1254 nucleotides. The record is from the annotation of a GenBank genome assembly. Lineage: Eukaryota; Metazoa; Arthropoda; Insecta; Coleoptera; Chrysomelidae.
CACUUUUGACGUUUAUACAUAACCUAAAUUCCAUUAUUUUUAGAAUUACAAAUAAAUUGUUGAGUUUUAUUUCGAAAAAUAGUUAUGUGAUAAAAUUACUGAAAGAAAAGAAAUGAACAUGAGGUUAUCAUCUGUGAUGCGCCUAAUCAAUAAUCAAAGUGUAGAUGCCUUGAGAAAAUCAAUAAAAUUGGCUGUAGCUGAAGCGCCUAUCUACCUGAAUACAGUGAAAGAGGAAAAGAAGAAAAUUGUUUAUGACAAAUUAGUAAACUUGAAUAAGUGGUAUACAAAGAUUAUAGGCUUAGAUGAGGUAAAAUUGUCACAAGAUAAAGUUACAGCUUUGCAGGAACAACUCUUGACGACGCAAGACAAGCGCAGAGAUAUAGGGAAACAACUAGCUGAGGUCAGAAAGCAGUCCUUGGAAUUGCAAGAUGCAAUACAAAGGGUGAAACGCACAGAUGAUAAGUUUCUGGACCUUAUGAGGCAAGAAACAGAGGUGCUGAAGCUAGAAAAGUCAAUCGCGUCCACAUUCCAGGACUAUGACCAAAUGGAAAGAGAACUCUUCACAGCUUUUACCAAUGCGAUUAGGGACUCUCACGAAAAACAGAGGGCACAACUAGAAUAUACAAAGUACUUUGGCCUUGUGUUGAGCAUAGCCGGGUCGUUCUUAGCAUUUGUCUACUCAACAGCAAAAAAGCAUGACUUGAAAGCAUUUAUAGAAGAAAAGUUAGCUACUCUAAACAUAGAUACUGAACCGAUUGUAUCAAAUCUUGUACAAGCGAAUGAUAGAACCUUACAUGAGGUUAUGAGGAACAGAGAGAAGUUGAAUGAAGUUGUGAACUAUUUAAACCAUCAGAAUGGAGUUUUAAUUAAUGGAAGUCCGCAAGUUCAGUUACAUCCUCAAGCUGACCAGCAGAUCCACCAAAUUGGAGAUUUUAGAAUUGAUGUUGCUAAAGUUUUUAUUGGCAUGAUUAGCACUUAUUUGGUUUUUAAGAUUCUGAGUACCUUCUAAGCCUUAUUCGGAACUAUCCCAGUUCAGAAUGAAACUUAUUUAUCAUUCAAGCAUUUAAGUAUAUAGUGAUACAUAGUGCAUUUAAAAGUCUACAGGUCGGAACAUCAAGAACUGCGAUUCAAUGCAUACUGAAAAAGUUCAGUUACGAAAGUUUGGAGUCAGCGUGUAAUGAAGCGAACGAAUAUUAUAAAAAUAAUUUCAUUUCCGGUUAUAUCGGAAGUGCCAUUAUCAGUGGACGAACUUGC